Molecule: messenger RNA, 554 nt
Organism: Mus pahari (shrew mouse)
Lineage: Eukaryota; Metazoa; Chordata; Mammalia; Rodentia; Muridae
Gene: Exoc1l
Product: exocyst complex component 1 like
Exons: 3
Coding region: 12-530 (172 amino acids)
Source: RefSeq, a predicted model, not a curated record
UGGAACUGGAGAUGUCAUCGCUGGUGAAGGAAGACUUGGAGAAAAAACUGUUUAAGCCGCUGGCGCAGAAUCUCUGUGAGUUUAUUGAGAUCGAGGUGUCUGUCCAGGACAGGUAUUUCCUCUGCGUGUCAGUGACCAAAACUGAUGAAGUAAAAAUCACCAUGGUGAAGCACUACAGAGUAGGGCUGGAUGAGAAGUAUGAAGUAACAAAAAGGUGGUCCUUGAGUGAUCUGCGGAUGAUUGAUGGAAAAGAAGCAGAUACCGACAAUCCAUUUUUUGAUCUGCACUUCAAGAAAGUCUACAGCUUGGAGGCCUACAGCUGUGCCUCUAAGUACUCCUUUGCUCGAACGGUGAGCAGGCUGAACCACGUGUAUCUUAAGAAGGACUUACACAUGGUCAACUUCGAUUCUACUUACAUUAACGAUGACUCCAUUUGGUCCUCCAACAACAAGGACUGCCUGGUCCUCAUGAGAAUAUGCUUUUAUGCUUUCAAUCUUGUGUGCUUGUCCUUGUGUCCCCUGCCACUUUGAAGAUGUAACCCAAAGCCCUUCAUC